UGAGGAAUUUCCAGGAUGUGCGAGUGUUAUGGUGAUAGGUGAUAGUUGGUAAAUGUGGUUAUGGUCCGCGGGGCUGCCUGGGUUGUUUGACCCCGUCGCCAUGGUUGUGCCAGGCAUGAAUCACCCGAAAAUCUAGCGGGCAGCCUUCGCGGGAAAGCCGAUGAGUGCCGCCAGUUACUCACCAGGGCUUGGGUGUAUCGGUCGCAGUUGUAAGUCGGCGUUUUCGAAAGUGAGGGAUAAAGUGAGUAUCAGGCACAAUGUCAGGCCUGAACAGCCUGUUCACAUUUACCAGUCCAGCUGUGAAGAAGCUGCUGGGCUGGAAGCAGGGUGACGAGGAGGAGAAAUGGGCUGAGAAGGCAGUGGAUGCACUUGUCAAGAAGCUGAAGAAGACCAAGGGUGCACUGGAGGACCUGGAGAAUGCGCUCAGCAAGCCUGGACAGCGCACCAAGUGCGUCACCAUCGCGCGGAGCCUGGACGGCCGACUGCAGGUGUCCCAUCGCAAGGGCCUGCCGCACGUGAUCUACUGCCGCGUCUGGCGCUGGCCCGACCUGCAGUCGCACCACGAGCUGAAGCCGGUCGAGGACUGCGCCUACCCCUUCACGGCCAAGCAGAAGGACGUUUGCAUCAACCCGUACCACUACCGGCGCGUCGAGAGUCCCGUGCUGCCGCCGGUUCUGGUGCCGCGCCACAGCGAGUUCGCGCCCGGCCACUCGAUGCUGCAGUUCCAGCCGCCGCCGCCGCCACUUCCCGAGCCCAUGAUGCCGCACAAUGUCAGCUUCGGCAGCCAGGGCUUCGGCCAGCCGAGCUCGCCGCCCAACGGGGCGCCCUCCCCGCUCUCCUCCAUCCCGUCGGUGGGCUCGCCGAGCUCGGUGGCGUCGGACCCGCAGUCGCCGUUCGGCCUACAGGCCGGCACCCCGCCGCCUGCCUACAGUCAGCAGGACGAGGGUCCCGCCUCGGCCGUGGCGGGCGGCUCCACGCGCAUGGACACCAGCACCAGCACGCUCAUCCCCACAGACGUGCAGCCCAUCACAUUCCAGGAGCCGAAUUGCUGGUCGAGCAUCGCCUACUACGAGCUGAACAACCGCGUGGGCGAGGUGUUCCACGCGGCCGUCCACUCGGUCGUGGUGGACGGCUUCACCGACCCCAACAACAAGGCGGACCGCUUCUGCCUCGGCCAGCUGUCCAACGUCAACCGCAACUCAACCAUCGAGAGCACGCGCAAACACAUCGGCAAAGGCGUGCACCUGUACUACGUGGGCGGUGAGGUGUACGCCGAGUGUCUCUCCGACUCGGCCAUCUUCGUGCAGUCCCGCAACUGCAACCACCACCACGGCUUCCAUCCGUCGACCGUCUGUAAGAUCCCGGCCGGCUGCAGCCUCAAGAUCUUCAACAACCAGGAAUUCGCUCAGUUGCUCUCGCAAAGCGUCAACCACGGCUACGAGGCCGUGUUCGAGCUGACCAAGAUGUGCACCAUCAGGAUGUCGUUCGUGAAGGGCUGGGGCGCCGAGUACCACCGCCAGGACGUGACGUCCACGCCCUGCUGGAUCGAGAUCCACCUGCACGGGCCGCUCCAGUGGUUGGACAAGGUGCUCACGCAGAUGGGCUCCCCCCACAACGCCAUCUCCAGCGUGUCGUGAUCCGGGCGGCCGCCGAGCGCACUGCGAUCUCACCCGGCCGCCGCAAGGUGGCGGCACUGGCGUCACGCUCGUCCGCGCGUCUCGCCCGGCGAGCAAGGCGCGCUGCGUUAUCAUACCGCUUCUCAUCCGCUCGUGUGGGUGGGUGCCUCAUGGCGUCUGUGCAUUCUUGGUCAUUUCGGUUAGUUUGCGAUUAGAUGAUGACGCGAGUAGGUACCGCCGUGGAAUAGAGCGUACGCAUGGUAAUAGCGAUGCGCUCGCCCGUUGACCUAGUUCUGCGCUUGCCGUCGUGGCAGUGGCGGUGUCGGCGCCUGUGCUGUUGGCCGUCUCGACAAGGGCGUCGUCUUUGUUAUGCUGGCUGGAUCGGUGGAAUUCGUGCGAUAUAUGUGCCAUGUGCAGAUCCCGUGUGACCGCGGUGUCUCCGAAUUCCCACAAGCUUGGGAACUCUUGGACCGCUUGGUGCGCUGCUUAUUUGGGGUAGGGUGGGAGUGGCGAAGCGGAGGGAGGGGCAUGAAGCCAUGGCCUUUUAGACCACGUGUGAACUGUAGACAAUCAUCGACCUGGUGCAAAUCAUCUAUCUUAUAUCUUAAUUGACCGCCUUUUGGCAUCUUAACACCGAGUGAGUGGCGCGUGCUGCGAAUGUGCUGUGCUGUAGCUGGUUUUGUACAUACUCUGGACGCGUCACGACGGAUCUCCUGUCGCAGGGCGCGUGUCGCCGGACACAAGCCGACGCGUCGAGCCGAUGCCCUGGGCCGGCGCCAGGUGGCGCGCACGUGCACCGCUCCGCUUGUGCUCGUGCUUCCCGUCCAUCGAAACGUGCUUUGCGUCAAUACACUUUUAUACGUCUUGC
Messenger RNA from Pollicipes pollicipes, 2484 nucleotides. RefSeq names its product protein mothers against dpp. Gene Ontology annotation, molecular function: DNA-binding transcription factor activity, RNA polymerase II-specific; RNA polymerase II cis-regulatory region sequence-specific DNA binding; I-SMAD binding. The coding region runs from base 258 to 1637 and encodes 459 amino acids. Lineage: Eukaryota; Metazoa; Arthropoda; Thecostraca; Pollicipedomorpha; Pollicipedidae. Gene Ontology annotation, biological process: SMAD protein signal transduction; cell differentiation; BMP signaling pathway. The transcript is spliced from 8 exons. The record is from RefSeq and is a predicted model, not a curated record. Gene Ontology annotation, cellular component: heteromeric SMAD protein complex.